This is a messenger RNA of Notolabrus celidotus (New Zealand spotty), 1045 nucleotides long. It is a transcript of the gene rpl7a, whose product is annotated as ribosomal protein L7a. Gene Ontology annotation, cellular component: ribonucleoprotein complex. The record is from RefSeq and is a predicted model, not a curated record. NCBI's taxonomy places the organism in Eukaryota, Metazoa, Chordata, Actinopteri, Labriformes, Labridae. The transcript is spliced from 8 exons. Bases 209 to 1009 code for a protein of 266 amino acids. Gene Ontology annotation, biological process: ribosome biogenesis.
CGUACACACCAAAUUCAGAGGGAGGCUGAACAUUUUGCACGGAUCCAAAGUCGGCAUCCUUAUUUCUAGACCUGCUUAAUUGAAUUGAACGAGACGUGUUUAAAUCUGACCUCAGAUCAGCUUUCCUCUGGCUACGUCAUGACGACGCAAGCCUCGCGGUAUUUAGCUUACCCAGAAUCCCUCUGACUUCCUUUCUGCCUGAACCGACAUGCCUAAGGGAAAGAAGGCUAAGGGGAAGAAGGUGGCACCGGCCCCUUCUGUGGCCAAGAAACAUGAGGCCAAAAAAGUAGUCAACCCCCUCUUCGAGAAGAGGCCAAAGAACUUUGGCAUCGGCCAGGAUAUUCAGCCCAGACGUGAUUUGACACGCUUUGUGAAAUGGCCCCGUUACAUCCGUCUGCAGAGGCAGCGCUCCAUCCUCUACAAGCGUCUGAAGGUCCCCCCUGCAAUCAACCAGUUCACCCAGGCUCUGGACCGCCAGACUGCCACACAGCUGUUCAAGCUGGCCCACAAGUACAGGCCAGAGACCAAGCAGGAGAAGAGGCAGAGGCUGCUGGCCCGUGCUGAGCAGAAGGCCGCUGGAAAGGGAGACACCCCAACCAAGAGGCCCCCUGUCCUCCGUGCAGGUGUGAACACUGUCACCUCUCUGGUGGAGAGCAAGAAGGCACAGCUGGUCAUCAUUGCCCACGAUGUUGAUCCUAUUGAGCUCGUCGUGUUCUUGCCAGCUCUGUGCCGCAAGAUGGGCGUCCCAUACUGCAUCGUCAAGGGCAAGGCUAGACUGGGCAGACUGGUGCACAGAAAGACAUGCACUUCAGUCGCCUUCACACAGACCAACCCUGAGGAUAAAGGUGCACUUGCCAAGCUCGUGGAAGCCAUCAAGACCAACUACAAUGACAGAUAUGAGGAGAUCCGUCGUCACUGGGGAGGUGGAAUCAUGGGUCCCAAAUCCACAGCCCGCAUCAGUAAACUGGAGAAGGCAAAGGCCAAGGAGCUGGCAACCAAGCUUGGUUAAAUUGUUUGGAAUAAAAAAUAUAUGUCCUAAUGUAAA